CGGGUAACCUACUGUUAGCAGGUACUUUCUAGCAACACAUAUAUAUGCCAACCGAGUUCUGUCUCCUCCCUCUGUCAUUUCCAGCGACGGUGCUUGCUUCCAUCGACAACUCCUGUAUGGUGAUGGACUUCUGCACAUAAACCUCUUUUUUCUCAAUCCAGCCUAGGAAACCAAGCUGCUUGUUGCUGACAUCAGGCCAACGGGUCAAAUUCUCGUACACGAACAAAAAGAAUCCGGCGAUCUUGUCUGCGCCCACUGCAAAUUGAACCAUGUGGAUUUUGCCGCUAUUAGGAUACUUGGGGGUGAUUACCGGCUUUGCUUUCCUUACUUUAGCUAUUGCAUCGGGGCUGUACUACUUGUCCGAGCUCGUCGAGGAACACACUGUUCUUGCCCGUCGGUUGCUAUUCCGGCUGAUAUACAGCAUCAUCCUUGUCCAGAUUCUUCUUAUCUUAUUUGAUCGAUUCCCUCUCAGCCUUUCAGCGCUCAGUAUCGGCUCUCACCUUGUUUAUGCCAGCAACUUACGUCGAUUUCCACUUGUGAAACUCUCGGACCCCCUUUUCAUCUUGUCAUGUGUCCUCGUAGGGUUGAAUCACUGGCUUUGGUUUCGACAUUUUUCGCAACCAUUGCCUUCGACCCGGAGCCCAACAAGCUGGAGACACCCAUACCAAAUCAGCGCUGAGGAUAUGCCGACCUUCACUGAAGUGGCUUCUUACUUCGGACUAUGCGUCUGGUUGGUGCCUUUUGCUCUGUUUGUCAGCCUUAGUGCCGGGGAAAACGUUUUGCCUAGCAUGGGCUCUGAGUAUGUGACCGGAGAGCACGUUCCUGGCGUUGAAUUCGCUCGUGGUGCUUUAUCAUCCCAUGGCAGGUCUAGAAAUAAGGGGAUGGCGAAGGCAUUGGUGGAUAGUUUCCGGGAUUGGGUACGCGAAAAUGGGGAAUUGAUGGGAUUUCGCAAGGGCGAGCGAUCGAAAAGAUUCUAA
Messenger RNA from Aspergillus saccharolyticus JOP 1030-1, 977 nucleotides. RefSeq lists its product as uncharacterized. Gene Ontology annotation, cellular component: COPII-coated ER to Golgi transport vesicle; endoplasmic reticulum membrane; Golgi membrane. The record is from RefSeq and is a predicted model, not a curated record. The coding region runs from base 270 to 977 and encodes 235 amino acids. Gene Ontology annotation, molecular function: COPII receptor activity. The transcript is spliced from 2 exons. Gene Ontology annotation, biological process: endoplasmic reticulum to Golgi vesicle-mediated transport. NCBI's taxonomy places the organism in Eukaryota, Fungi, Ascomycota, Eurotiomycetes, Eurotiales, Aspergillaceae.